Molecule: messenger RNA, 3054 nt
Organism: Caenorhabditis briggsae
Lineage: Eukaryota; Metazoa; Nematoda; Chromadorea; Rhabditida; Rhabditidae
Gene: Cbr-herc-1
Product: Protein CBR-HERC-1
Exons: 16
Coding region: 1-3054 (1017 amino acids)
Molecular function (GO): ubiquitin-protein transferase activity
Source: RefSeq, a predicted model, not a curated record
AUGCACGCAGAACUGCUCGGAUGUGGACAGACGGGAGAAGGACAGCUGGGUGCGAGGCUCUCGGAGCCAAUGAUACGAGUUCCAGAGAGAAUUAUCGGUGCUCCAAAUGAUGCUGACGGCACUGCGGUUAAAGCUGUCGCCUGUGGAGAGCAACACACAAUUUUCCUGACAAAAGACCGCAAAAUGUGGAGUGUUGGAAGCAAUGUCGACGGACAGCUGGGACGAGGAAAACGGAGUGAGGGCUCGUUUUCCAUUUAUCCCGUUUCGUUGACGAGUGGAGUUGGCAUUGUACAGAUCGCCGCCGGCCGAGCUCACAGUCUUGCAGUGGCCGAUGAUGGCCGAGUCUUCGCAUGGGGCUCCAAUGAACACGGACAACUGGGAAUGGAGAACACAAUCACUUGGCAAGAGAUGCCAAAACGGAUCAAUCAACUCAACGAAGUGGUUCAAGUGGCUUCUGGAUCCGAUCAUUGCAUCGCAUUGACUGAAGAUGGUCGUGUGUACGUAUGGGGAGAACAAGCCGAUGGACGGUGCAUUCAUCAUCCAGAACUCGUCGAACAUCUCAAUGCGAUUCCAAUCGUUCGCGUCGAAGCCGGAGCUCGACACUGUGUGGCCAUUUCGGCGUCUGGAGCAGUCUUCACAUGGGGUCAGAACAAUUCCGGAGAGUUGGGAAUGGACGAUUUUAGGCCUCAAACCUCAGUUCACCAUGUCACCCAAAUGGAUGGUUUGGGAGUUGUCGAAGCGGCGUGCGGUGACAAUCACACAAUUCUUCUGACCCAUUGUGGACGGACCUUCUCGUUUGGUUCCGACGCUCUUGGACAGUGCGGAUUCGGUAAAAAACUCGAAAAACGUCCCAACCCCACAGCCGUCUCCGAUCUAAUCGGCUCCCAUGUCACCCGGAUCGCCGCAGGAGCAUGCCAUACUAUCGCCAUCAUCCGCGGAUCUCCAUAUCCAUUUGGACUGAAUUCCAGUGGACAACUCGGAAACGGGAAGAUUAUGACUCAGUCGACACCACGGAAAACUGACGAUUUGGAUCAUGUGACAGCGGUUUUUGCAGGAUAUCAUCAGACUUUUUUCAUCAGAUCCGCAGGGUCUAUUGAGCAAAACGAAAUUGUGGGACCAAGCUGCCCAGUAAAAAUGCCAUCCAAAAUCGAUAGAGAGAUCUUUGAAAAAGCACUGCGAUCUGGAGAAAAGUUGGAUUUGAUGGCACUCGUCGAAUCGGUGUUCUCCUCGUUGAGCAGUAUCAACAACUCGUUCCUUUUCCAAGACGAACGGAGAUUCAAUGUGGGAAUCGAUCGAUCGCAUGGUAUCGAUUUGGAUCAAGUCAUGGAGACAUUCAUGCUUUUCGAUGAGUUGGCUUCGAAGAAACUGUUCUCGGAUUUGAUCGCUGACUCUCUAUCCAUUGCCUAUGCUUCCUGGAAUUCCAAAGUGUCCUGUGUCGAGGGUCUCCGCCUCUUCUUCAUCCUUCCCUGGCUCCCAGUAUUCACUGAAAAUGUCACACUGGAUACCAUUUUCAAAGUACAUACUCCAUUCAUUGAAGCAUUGUAUAGUGUCAGUGAGAGCAUGCAGAAGACGUUGGGAAACUGGUGGAGCAAACUCUCAACCCGUCACUUCCGUCGCCAGGUUAUCGUGUAUAAGCGAGCGGUUGAAACCAUUCUUCGUGCUGGGAAAGGGCCAAGCAAGGCGAGACAAUUCCUGUUGACGCUUCAGAGAUUGUUCUUGAUUAAUCAGAAUUUCCACAUCGUCCCUUUGGAGACAUUCUAUAUAGAAGACCUCGGACAGAUUCAUAACAUAAAAUUGGAAUAUUACAACAUGGUCACUAAACAACAGCCAUUCAAAGAUGAAUCGGAUUACUGGACGCAUUAUCCAUUCCUGCUGAAUGGAGCUGCCAAGGGUGAAGUUCUCUUUGUGGAGGCUGGAUUGAUUCAGGCGAUGCACGCCCAAUCCGCCAUGAUUGCUUCUGGAGGCCUAAUCGAAGGUGUCACAAUGCAACACUGUGAUCUAACUGUCCGUCGAGACUUCAUCGUAUCCGAUACAAUGCACAAAUUGGCUGGAUUCAGUGAAAUCGAUGUGAGAAAACCUCUAAAAGUGACGAUCGUCGGAGAAGAAGCCGAUGAUGCAGGAGGUGUCCGGAAGGAGUUUUUCCUGAUUGUGAUGAGAAAAAUCUUGCAACCAGAGUAUGGAAUGUUCACGGAGAAUGAGGAGUCCAGAUUGGUUUGGUUCAGUGGAAUGCCUGCUGAAUUUUGUGAAAGGGAACAGUUCAGACAGUUGGGAAGACUUGUGGGAUUGGCUGUUUAUAAUAAUGUCAUUGUGCCGUUCCCGUUCCCAUUGGCGCUGUAUAAGUACCUCCUGGACAUUGAGCCAACACUCGAAGACCUCUGUGAGCUCUCACCCACCGAAGGACGUGGUCUUCAAUCGCUUCUGGAUUAUGAAGAAGACGAUGUUGAAGACGUCUUCUCUCUAACAUUUUCCAUCACUUUCAGCAUUUUUGGAGAAAUCAAAACUGUGGAAUUGAUACCCGGUGGAGAUGAGAAACCAGUCACCAAAGAGAACCGAGAGGAAUAUGUGAAGCUCUACGUCUCGCAUCGUCUGGAACUGGGAUACAACAAUGAGAUUGCGAAUCAAGCGAGAGAGUUCCGGCGUGGAUUCUCGGAUGCUCUGCAUAGUCGAGUGCUGAAAUUCUUCCAGCCAAGAGAGUUGAAGGAGCAAAUUAGUGGAACCGAGAAUUACGAUUGGAAUGAGUUUAGAGAACUGGUGACCUACAAAGGCGAAUACACGGCUUCCCACCCGGCAGUCAAGACCUUCUGGAAGGCCUUCUUCGCUUUGGACGAAGACGAAAAGAAGAAAUUCCUUCAAUUUUUGAGUGGAUCCACCCGGAUUCCAGUUGGAGGAAUGAAGGACUUGCAUCCGUUCAUCCAACCGACAGCUCCAGAAACUCUCCCCGUCGCCCAUACAUGCUUCAAUCUUCUGGACCUCCCCAACAUCUCAGAUGACGUGGAAAUGCUCCGACGUCUUCGGAUCUCGAUUGAGCACACUGAGGGAUUCACACUUGUUUAA